Acipenser ruthenus (sterlet) is the source of this 2344-nucleotide messenger RNA. Its product is annotated as chemokine-like protein TAFA-5. Gene Ontology annotation, biological process: G protein-coupled receptor signaling pathway. Gene Ontology annotation, molecular function: G protein-coupled receptor binding; receptor ligand activity. NCBI's taxonomy places the organism in Eukaryota, Metazoa, Chordata, Actinopteri, Acipenseriformes, Acipenseridae. The transcript is spliced from 4 exons. The coding region runs from base 1010 to 1429 and encodes 139 amino acids. The record is from RefSeq and is a predicted model, not a curated record.
GUGAUGUCUGGGAAUGCUUGAAGGGCUACGCAUUUCUGUGACGUCAGCUUGAGAGUGGAGCGAAAGUCAGGCUAGGAUCGGCUGCGUUUAAAUAACAGGGGCAAGCCUGGGAAGCUGGCAAAGAGCAAGAAAUCAGGGACAGAUCAGCCUGCAAGAAACUGAGCAUUAAUUACUGUUGAAGAGUAAAUUAGAAAAGCCCCAACAACGGAUUUGAAUUUGAUCAACCGCGGAUCUGAAAUAACUCCACGAAAUCCUGCCUGAUAUGCAUUUUUGUCAUGUCUCCAAUUAAUACCAGUAGCACAACAAGAUCCGAGGAAGCGUUUAAUACAAUGGAGCAGGUGCUGCAGAGCACACUGACUGCGAUGUGCAAGAAACUAAGGGGAUCUGACUGAAACUGGAGCAUGUUGGAAUGCAGUUGUUUUUCAAAAGACAUUCUCAUGCGGAAAACAGCAGACAAAACUAAUUUAAGAACUGCUGCUGAGGGGCAUGGUGAAAGAAGUCUCAUCUUAUCGCCCCUAAUGAUCUGUAAUGCAGUAUAUAUUGAAGAAAUACCUGAGCUCUGUGAAUUUAAAGUGCUGUGAGCUGCUUCAAUACGUGAAUUAAGUAAGAAAGAAGAAACAAUAACACACAAACUGACAAAGGAAGGCAGAAAAGCAGUUGGAAAACCACGGAAAUGCGAUGAGAUGCUUUCAGCUUCAGAUUUUAAUUCUGCCAAAUAAGACUGAAAACAUUUUACUGGACAGCGAUUUUAUAACAUUCAUCACAAACUGGGCAACAUAUGAUGAACAUUUAAACGACAUUAAUGGAUCCCUCAUUUUUAGUUUUCAUUUUAACUUCGUAGACGGACAAAAGGAUUCGGAGAUAACUGGCCUUUUUUUAAAUCUUUUUUUCGGGGGGUGGGGGGGGGAGGACCAACUGAACUCAACUCAACUCUGAAAAGAAUGGAGUCUUCAUGCAUAAUUUGAAGAUCACUUUUUUUUUUUUUUUUUAAAUUGCGUUUCACACCACGAUGCAGCUCCUGAAAGCUGUGUGGGCUUUAGCUGGAGCGGCAAUCUGCUGUUUCGUUAUUUUUGUGAUCCACUCACAGUUCCUUAAAGAAGGUCAGCUGGCUGCUGGUACUUGUGAAAUUGUCACUCUGGACAGAGAUAGCAGUCAGCCUCGGAGGACUAUAGCUCGGCAAACAGCACGAUGUGCAUGUAAAAAAGGGGAAAUCGCUGGCACAACGAGAGCACAACCAGCCUGUGUUGAUGCACGAAUUGUAAAGACAAAACAGUGGUGUGAAAUGCUUCCUUGUUUGGAAGAAGAAGGAUGUAAUUUGCUAAUAAAUAAAUCAGGUUGGACUUGUACGCAACCCGGAGGCCGAGUUAAAACAACAACAGUUCAUGCGGAAGAAGUUUCAAAGUAUACCUCAGGGUGGUUGUCAUUCUGAAGUGACUGGUUUUGAUUAUGGGUUUCGUGUACGACAGGUGUAUUGAUUUCAUGUAAGUUGAUGAGGUUUCUUCAGAGAAAUAAGUUCCAAAUGGUUAUGUUAUCAUGAGAUGGAGAAGCUCUGAGUCAAUGAGAGUCUACAGAUAUGGCAAAAAUAUUUGCAACACCUACAUAUUUAAGACUGAGAUAUAAUUAAAAAAAUAAUAAAUAAAUAAAUAGAUGUAUGAACAUAAUUUAGAUAUUUUAUUUAACAUCAUGUAAUCAAAGAAACUAAAAAAUGAUAUCGCAAAAGUCUACCGGAAGCCAUAAUAGUAGUACAGUAUUUCAAAUUAGAUUUCUAAAAAUCAUUUUUCAAUUUGUUAGUUUUCCAUUAAGUAUAUGGAAAACUACAAAGCAGUACGUAAUUAAAUAGUUUAACGUAACAUUAUUCAUCAGGUUUCAUUCAAUUUUAUGAAGCAACAUUUGUUAAUUCCAUAGGGUGAUGCAAAACUUUUGUCCAUAGCUGUAGGAUUUUGUCUAGUUAUUAAUAUCCAUUCGAUAAGAGGUGGCCCAGCAAAAAAUAUAAAGAUAUCACUAUGUUGCUAUAAAAGAAUGUUAAAUGCGAAGAAAAUAUUUAACCUCUUGACUGCAACCCAUUAUAUUAUUUUUCUCUUUAAGAACUAAAAGUGAAUUGAUUUCUUUUACACCAGCAUUUAUUUUUGAUUAACACCCACAGUGACUAUAAUUGUCAAAGUGAUUCACCUGUGUUUUUAUAGAGUUAUUGGCCUUCAUUAGUUCCUGUCAGUUCAAGUGGCUUGGGGUGGGAGUUUCCAAUGUAAACAAAACAAGGCCGUAUGUACUAGUAUGAGCGGCUAUGUGUAAAAAUCACUUCAGAAUGCCACUACCAAGCAUGUUGAAUAAAAGCACAUGUAUUUUA